Molecule: messenger RNA, 747 nt
Organism: Dendronephthya gigantea
Lineage: Eukaryota; Metazoa; Cnidaria; Anthozoa; Malacalcyonacea; Nephtheidae
Product: peptidyl-prolyl cis-trans isomerase B-like
Exons: 5
Coding region: 53-667 (204 amino acids)
Biological process (GO): protein folding; protein peptidyl-prolyl isomerization
Cellular component (GO): intracellular membrane-bounded organelle
Molecular function (GO): peptidyl-prolyl cis-trans isomerase activity
Source: RefSeq, a predicted model, not a curated record
GACAUGUGUUCAAGUCCUCUGUUGUCCUCUGUACUCUUUGUUGCAAUAGAAGAUGGUGUCUGAAAAAUUGGUUUUAGUUUUUCUCACGGUUUUUGCUAGCGCAUUAGCCGAUAAAGUCCCUGCCACCGUAACCAAACAGUGCUUCUUCGAUAUUACGAUAGGAGGAGUGAAAUCUGGGCGAAUCGUUGUUGGUUUAUUCGGAGAUGUUGUUCCAAAAACUGUCGAUAAUUUCCACCAGCUCUGUACACAUCAGAAAGGAUAUGGUUACAAGGGAAGCAUUUUCCACAGAGUUAUUAAGGAUUUCAUGAUCCAGGGUGGUGAUUUUACCAACAAAGAUGGAACAGGAAGUAAGAGUAUCUAUGGAGAUCGUUUUGCUGAUGAAAACUUUAAACUGACUCACUAUGGUGCUGGAUGGUUGAGUAUGGCCAAUGCUGGUAAAGAUACGAAUGGUUCUCAAUUCUUUAUCACCACUGUAAAGACACCAUGGUUAGAUGGACGUCAUGUUGUGUUUGGUAAAGUGGUCCAAGGGAUGGAUGUCGUAAGAAAGAUUGAGAACAGUAAGACUGGAGCAAACGACCGACCAACAAAAGAAGUGGUUAUUGCUGAUUCCGGUGACUUGCCCAUCGAGAAGCCUUACGAAGUUGCGAAAGACGCCGUCCAAGAAUAGUUACAUUUCUCGCUGUACGUCAUACACCAAUUGUUUGUAACGUCACAAGCGAGUUUUGUUAGUAAAUAUUUGAAUUCUUU